Molecule: messenger RNA, 1611 nt
Organism: Panicum virgatum (switchgrass)
Lineage: Eukaryota; Viridiplantae; Streptophyta; Magnoliopsida; Poales; Poaceae
Product: RING-H2 finger protein ATL72-like
Exons: 3
Coding region: 569-1222 (217 amino acids)
Source: RefSeq, a predicted model, not a curated record
GCCCCCGCCGCCGCGGCGGGCCCCGCGUGCUCCCCAACCUUUCAUCUCCGGCUCCGGGCACAUGGGUCCAGCAGAUCCAGCGUCGUCGUGGGCAAGCUGCCGAGAGGUGAGCUGAGCUGAAGCGAGUAGCAUCGCCCCACGCAAGGCAGGCACCGCACCACCCACCCCACAAGUCACGCACACAGGAAGGAGGAGGCGAGACGAGGCUGUGUUCCUCCCAGGACCUCGGCCACCAACUCCCGGAUUCUGCCAACUCCCGCCGCCCCGCGGCGCAUCAUUCCUUGCCAGCGGCCCACGCAAAUCCCAAAUCCCAAACCCCGCGCCGAUGGCCACCGCCUGCCCCCGCCUGCCCGGACCCAGCCGCCCGCCGCGCCGCUCUUAUACGCCGCCCCUGCAGCCGCAGCAGCGGCUCGCUGCUUAAUCCGUUGCGUGCUUCUGGCGGAUUCGCGCGCGCGCUUCGGGAGGGGCGGGGGUUCGGGAGUUGGCUGGCUGGCGGCGGGACUGGGUGAGUGUCUGGGCGGGAGUGCGGCAUCCGCGGCGGCGGCGGGAAGGUGGCGGAGCGCCGGAGAUGCUGGGGUCGGGGCUGAAUCUGGUGACCACGGUGAUCGGCUUCGGGAUGAGCGCCACCUUCAUCGUCUUCGUCUGCGCGCGCCUCAUCUGCGGCCGCGCCGCGCGGGCCGACGCCGACACGGCCGCGGUCGCCGCAGCGAGGGCGCUGGCGCAGCCCCCCGCGCCCUUCGACUUCGACGUCGAGUUCCGCAACGUCGCGGAUCUCGACCGCACGAUUGAGCGUUCCCGCAGUGGGUUGGAUUCUUUUGCUGUUGCUGCGAUUCCUACAAUGAGUUAUAGUUCUGAGGCCUUCCAUUCAAAAGAUGAUGCCCAGUGCUCGAUAUGUUUAGGUGAAUACAAAGAUAAAGAGAUACUUCGUAUAAUGCCCACAUGCCGGCAUAACUUCCAUCUCGAAUGUAUAGAUGUAUGGUUACAGAAACAAACGACUUGCCCAAUAUGCCGGAUCUCGUUGAGGGACCAAUCAAGUACAAAAUCUACUGCAUCUCCUCUCCGUGGCCUCCCUCAACUGCUUGGGCACCCGGAGAGCUCAGCCAAUAGAUCACCUCAUUGGAUACUUCCGAUUCAUCGCGAUCGUACUGGUGGUAGACAAAACAGUCCAACCUCACAAGAGUCACUGGAGGUGAUAAUCGAAAUCCAGCCACAGAGACAUUGAGGGCACUGACAUACAGGGUGGAAAUCAAGAGAAAAUUGGUGAAGCUAAAACUGUUGAUGUCGAGCAUCAAAAGGUCCUGCCGUUGCAGAACCCGUGCUCGACCUGUUCGUCCUGCGGCACAGUAGGUUGGGUACAGAAUGAGAGCGCAUUCAUUUGUUUGGCCUGGUGUCUAGGCAUUCUUUGUACAUCUCGAGCUGUAGAUUAACGACAUGUCCUUGGCCACGGCUGUGCGUGGCUAUUUUAAUCUUUUCUUCUUUUUUUGAUGUGCUGCUGCUGUACGUUGUAAAGAAAUGAUAUACUGAUCAGAUUCGGAGCUGCGAAAAUAUUUGCAGCGGCUCCGCCCGUCAAUAAAUUGCCAAUGCUCAAGGGAGCAUUGGUCCUUGAACCUG